UAGUGAACGGAAUGCCGGUCGUGCGAUACGGUGACGAUAAAUCUUCCGAUAAAAAACUUGUGAUUAUUUUUAUGCGUGAAAUAAACACAAGCACGGAUAACGACUAGGUACGUAACAAGUUUUAACUUAGAUACCUAACCACUCGUAGACGUUUAUUGUUUAUUCGUACUCCAAUCUUAUCGUCGGCGGCGGUAGUAUUAUUAUUACUUAUGAGGUACUAGGUAUAUUUAAUUGCCGCUUGAAAUUGCGUGUUUUCCGCAUGUAAUAUGUAUAUGUAGCAUUGUAUUAUAAUAAUGAGCGAUUGGCGUGUAAAAAAUAAUAAUAAUAAUGACCAUGUGAUAUUGUGUGCGCAAGUACAUACAACAGUUGUAUUCCCGCGGAUGACCUUGGAAUUGAUAACAGAAAUUGUACUACUAUUUAGGACGUCUGAAUAAUCAUUCCCUUUUUAUUUCGAUUGUGUGUGGCGUGCAUGCACGACCUAGGUACAAAUUCGUACGUUUUGCUCAAAUAUCCGUCUCAACGUGUUGGUAAUUUGCUUAGAAAAUCGAUAUUUACUACAUUACCCGUACAUUAUAGCAAUUGUGUUCUAUACUAUCAACAGUGAUUUUACAAUGCCAUACGAUAUUCCAAAAACUGUUUCAAAAAUUUAUAUUCAUACUGGAAAUGUGUUGAAUGCCAAUGAAUUGACACAAAAAGCUGGUCAAAAUGCAACUGAAGAGGUAGUUGAAUGUUUAAGCAUUUGUCUAUCCAAGUAUCCAUCACCAUUUGCAUUAAACGAAAAAAAUGUACAUUUAAAAUGUGAUGAGUGCUACAAUAAUGACAAUGAAGAAGAUUUAGCUCUGAAAACAAGUGUCAAGGUUUUUCUUACAACAAAUGAGGUGGAUGUUUUGGAAGAUUCUUUAAAAAAUCUUUUUAAAGAAUUGAACGAAGAAGUUGUAGAUUCUGUGAUUUUAGCAUUUAACCAUGGUAAAGAUACCUUGUUAGCAGAUUUAUUAACUCUAUGGUCCAUACUUGAAGGAUAUGUUAACAAACAGAAAAUCACACGUAUCGGUGUGAGUGACAUUGACACAGAUUUGUUCAUUUCUCUGUACAAUAACUCAAUUAUUAAGCCAACUAUUGUUCAAAUUAAUUUGAACUCUUGUUGUGUUGUACCAGAAGCCCUUCAAGAAUUUACUAAAGAUAAUGAAAUACAGUUAUUGACACACAGUGAUUCAAAAGAAAUUUUACCCCAAUCGUGCUUAGCUGAAGUUUUUGGAAACCAAACUGAACUAAAACAAAAAAUACCUAAACUUGAAUGGAUGAUAAGAUACCUAACUCAUGUUAAAUGCAGAGGAGUUUUAGCAAGUAAAGGAUAUAUUGUAUGUCUUAAAAGAUCAUAGAAUGAAUCAAUCCACAACAUGUCUAGAAGGCAAAUCAAGAUGUAUACACACCCUUUUUUUAAUAUUAAAAAGUUUAUGAAUUUUAUACUUUUUUCUUCGAACAAACUAAAAUUGUUACUAAACGAACUUAAAUAAAUUGUUAACAUAAUAUUUUUAUACUCUUGUGAAGGCAUUUUAAGUCUUUAACUUAUAUAAAUAUUUGUAACCUUGUUGAAAUUGUGGUAGUUACAUAUUUUUAUAAAUUAUAUAACUAUCCUACAUAUUAAUAAACUAAACAUAAAAUUGAAUAUAUAAUUAUUUAAUUUUAUAUUUAAUAUAUUAACACAGAAUUAACGUUGCGUACAUUUUUAAUUACAAAUAAAUUGCUAAUUAAGUAUAAUAAUUAUUGUAGAAUCCUGACAUUACUUAAUUGAAAUUGUUCUAAAUUGUUUUAAGUAUACCUAAUACAAAUUAAUUUUUUAUUGACCAUAUACUAUUAAGCACAAAGAUAAUUAAAGUGUUUAUUUUUUUGAUUAGGUACUUUAACUAUAAUAGGUAUAAAAUAUAAAUAAAUGAGGAUUAUUAAUUUCUAAAAUAUCAUCUGGCUUUACUUUAAUUAAAAACAUUGAAAUGAAAAUAGUUAAUCAAUAUGUUCAAUGUUUUUAAUUCAAAUUUUUUCUCAAGGUUACGCAUUUAAUUUUGCUCGAAUAACUGGAAAAUGCCUUCAUAAAAUUAAUGUUUGAAUGUUUAAUUAUUGUUACUUUCACAAAAGCUUACUUGUGUGAUAAUAUCUCAACUUAAUAGUGUUGAUACUUUGUAUAAUAUAUCUUGGUGAAUAAUAAUACAAUCCACAUUGUAUAACCUUAAAUUGUAUAUGACCAAUAUAUUAUACAUUUGUAUAGACCUAUAAGUAUAAAAUAUAUAUAUGAUAUAUAAUGCAUUUUUUAGGGACCCCAUAAGAUAUAUUAUUCAUGAGAGAGGAUUUAUUUAUAUAACUCGAAUAUAAAAAUAUGAUUUAUAGCAUGCUAAUUUAAGAUCAAUAACAUAAGCGAUACAAUAAUAUGUUGAAUACCUACACUGACUUGUUGAAUUAAUAAAAUUUUAGACACCGUUUAAAUAUAAAUGAA
Messenger RNA from Myzus persicae (green peach aphid), 2485 nucleotides. It is a transcript of the gene Gclm, whose product is annotated as glutamate--cysteine ligase regulatory subunit. Bases 612 to 1379 code for a protein of 255 amino acids. The transcript is spliced from 5 exons. NCBI's taxonomy places the organism in Eukaryota, Metazoa, Arthropoda, Insecta, Hemiptera, Aphididae. The record is from RefSeq and is a predicted model, not a curated record. Gene Ontology annotation, biological process: glutathione biosynthetic process. Gene Ontology annotation, molecular function: enzyme regulator activity; glutamate-cysteine ligase catalytic subunit binding. Gene Ontology annotation, cellular component: glutamate-cysteine ligase complex.